Crotalus tigris (Tiger rattlesnake) is the source of this 2403-nucleotide messenger RNA. RefSeq names its product ras-related GTP-binding protein C. Bases 43 to 1278 code for a protein of 411 amino acids. The record is from RefSeq and is a predicted model, not a curated record. Gene Ontology annotation, cellular component: lysosome; nucleus; Gtr1-Gtr2 GTPase complex. Gene Ontology annotation, molecular function: GTPase activity; GTP binding. NCBI's taxonomy places the organism in Eukaryota, Metazoa, Chordata, Lepidosauria, Squamata, Viperidae. Gene Ontology annotation, biological process: cellular response to starvation; regulation of autophagy; cellular response to amino acid stimulus. The transcript has 7 exons.
GCCGUCCAAUCGGCCGCGCGUCCGCCUCGGGCCGGGCUCGCCAUGGCCGCCAUGCCGUUCGGGGCCGCCGAGGAGCCGGCGCAGCUGCUGUCCGGCGCGGCCUUGCCCGCGGAUAGCCUGGGCGCGGCCGACGCCUUCCCCAAGGACUUCGGGUACGGCGCCGACGAGGACGAGCUGGCGGGCGAGGACGACGGGGCCGAGCUGGCGGGCGGCGGCGGCGGCAUCGCGGGGCCCGGCGGCGGCGGCGGCGACUCCUCCAAGCAGCCGCGCAUCCUGCUGAUGGGGCUGCGGCGCAGCGGGAAGUCCUCGAUCCAGAAGGUGGUCUUCCACAAGAUGUCCCCCAACGAGACGCUCUUCCUGGAGAGCACCACCAAGAUCCACAAGGACGACGUCUCCGCCAGCUCCUUCGUCAACUUCCAGAUCUGGGACUUCCCCGGCCAGAUGGACUUCUUCGACCCCGCCUUCGACUACGAGAUGAUCUUCCGCGGCACCGGCGCCCUCAUCUACGUCAUCGACGCCCAGGACGACUACAUGGAGGCGUUAACCAGGCUCCAUAUCACUGUUUCCAAAGCUUACAAAAUCAAUCCAGAAAUGAACUUUGAAGUUUUUAUUCAUAAAGUGGAUGGCUUAUCGGACGACCAUAAGAUUGAAACGCAGAGAGACAUCCAUCAGAGAGCGAACGAUGAUCUGGCUGAUGCUGGCUUAGAGAAGCUGCAUCUUAGCUUUUAUUUGACCAGCAUCUACGAUCACUCAAUAUUUGAGGCCUUCAGUAAGGUGGUGCAGAAGCUCAUUCCACAGUUGCCCACUUUGGAAAACUUGCUGAAUAUCUUUAUAUCAAACUCGGGGAUUGAGAAAGCUUUUCUUUUUGACGUUGUCAGCAAGAUCUAUAUUGCAACCGACAGCUCCCCUGUUGACAUGCAGUCCUACGAGCUGUGUUGUGACAUGAUUGACGUUGUCAUUGACGUUUCUUGCAUAUAUGGGUUAAAAGAAGACGGCAGCGGUAGCGCAUACGACGAAGAAUCUAUGGCAAUUAUUAAACUCAACAACACAACUGUUUUAUAUUUAAAAGAAGUGACAAAAUUUCUAGCCUUGGUGUGUAUCCUUCGAGAGGAAAGCUUUGAACGCAAAGGCUUAAUAGACUACAAUUUCCACUGCUUCCGCAAGGCCAUCCACGAGGUCUUUGAAGUGGGCGUCUCCUCGCAUCGCCCCUGCGGCCAUCAAGCAAGCAUUCCCGGUCUGAAAGCAGUGGCUCACAAUGGCGCCCCGAAGGAGGACUGAGUCGGGAUGAGCUGGUGCUUGCUUGCUCACCCUGCGCCUGGAUCGGGCAGGAGCAGCAGCACGGAGGGAGGGAGGGCUGCCCGACUCCAGCCGUUCAUUUUGGAGCCAGAGGAGUCUGCCUUGUGGACUGGUCCUCAGCGUCCAUACAGACACCCGGAGUGACUGCGAGGAAGCCAAGAUUCGGAGUGGCGGCUUUCGCUGUCAUUUGGCAGGCAGGCAGGCAGGCAGGCAGGCAGGCAGCCUCUCCUCCAGGUGGGAACUUCCUUGUUUGUCUCAGGAUUCAGCAGCCGGCGAUGUGCUGGAGGGGCUCUGAAACUCAGGCAUAUUCCAUAAUUUAUUUGAGUACACACUCAACACAUUCCACGUGACUUAUCACACGGUUUUGUGGUAAUACCUGAAAAAAGUAAUAUAUCCUUAACAAACCCAUUGAAUGAAAGCGCUUAUCUGCUUUUCUAGCUCUAAUUGUCGUCAGAAUUCUUUGAAAUAUCUUGGGCUCUUCUCAAGCCUUUGACUCAGUUCCUGCACGCAUCGUUACACUGAUUUUUGAAGCAUCUACGGGCAGCGCUAGCUCCCUCGGCUAGGGAACGGAGAUGAAGAUCAUCCGCUAGAGUGGGACAGGACUGAUCAGGAGAAAGCUUUACCCUCUCCCCAAGUGAUUCCCUUCCACCCCGCCAUGGCUAGUAUGGUUAGCAUUCGUUCGAUAUUUCAUUCUUGAACCUGCAUGAUCGCAUAAAGGGUCGUUUUAUUUUUUAAAAAAAUAAGUUCUGCUUUGACAAAAAUGGAACAGGAUAGGUUUUGAUUGCUGGAAUUUGCAAACAAUUUUGCUCAUUUUUAACAACAUGUGAAACUUCCUUCCAUAGGAACACUUUCCAUGUGAUGAAAUGUUUUCUGUGAAUCUUCCUGUAGGUCAUCUGUAUUUUGGCAUGGAAAUGCCAUUUUCUUAAUGAUGACAGCUGUUCCAGCGCCUCAGACUCCGUUCUUUACUCAAAAUAUCAAUUUGACUUUGUUAAAGACUUAACAGAUGCUUUAAUACUCUUCACAGGUGAUUGUAUUCUGCCAGGGGGGGUCAUGUCCAUAGCUGAUAUGUUCCCAGACUACAUUAAUAAAAUAUCUUUAUCUCAGCAA